AAUUGUAUUGCAACUGCAAAAUGCCACGUGCUGCAGCAAAGUCAAAAGCAAAGCCCAAGGGCAAGUUGUAUGCGAUGCCAGAGAAACUAAAGCUGGGCACUGUGCUAACGGAUCAAGCGAAAGGACAAUGGCGCAUUGGCGCCUCCAUAGGCAUUGGUGGCUUUGGGGAAAUCUAUGCAGCCUGUCGCAAUGGGAACGCUGACUAUGAUGCUGUCGUCAAAUGCGAGCCGCAUCUGAAUGGGCCGCUCUUUGUCGAGAUGCAUUUCUAUCUGCGAAAUGCCAAAUUGCAGGACAUUCAGCUGUACAAGCAGCAGCGCGGCAUCAAAGCACUGGGCAUGCCUCACGUGCUGGCCCAUGGCUCUGUGGACAUAAAUGAGCAGAAGCAUCGGUUUGUGGUUAUGCCGCGCUAUGGCAGCGACAUAGCCAAAUUCUUUGAGCAGAAUGGCAGGCGCCUACCCGAAGCCACUGUCUAUCGCCUGGCCAUACAAAUGCUGGACGCGUAUGAGUUUAUUCAUAGCAAGGGCUAUGUGCAUGCGGAUCUCAAGGCAGCCAACAUGCUGCUCGGCUUGGGGCAAGGCGGUGGCGCUGCCCAGGCGUACUUGGUGGAUUUUGGUUUGGCUUCGCGUUAUACUCAAGGCGCCUUUAAGCCCGAUCCAAAGAAGAUGCACAAUGGCACCAUUGAGUACAUAGCGCGUGAUGCUCAUUUGGGCGUGCCAACGCGACGUGCAGAUUUGGAAAUCCUGGGCUACAAUCUGAUCGAAUGGUUGGGCGUGGAGUUGCCUUGGGUUAAGCUCAAGCUGCUUGCGUUGCCGGCGCAGGUGCAAAAGGCUAAGGAAACGUUUAUGGCGAAUGUGAGCGCAGCAUUGCAGGCACUUUUCCAGCCCAAGCACGUGCCAGCAGCCUUGGCUGAUUUCAUGCUGUAUGUUGCCAAGCUGACAUACAAUGAAGCUCCAGACUACGACGCAUGUCGCUGCUACUUUCUCAACGAGCUGAAGCGCAUGAAAGUGGCCAACAGCGGUGAUUUGGACUUCAAGCUCAGCAACAAUAAGAGCAGUUCAGCUGCUAAGCAAGCAACUGCGCGUGGGAGAGCUAAAAAUAAUAAAUUGUUGCAGGAUGUUAGCGCAGACGAGCAGCAGCUUGAAGCACUCAAGCCAAGCAGCAAGUUAGCUGCGCAAACUAGAAUUUCAACACGCUCACAAAUUGCUGCCAACGCUGCAGCUACGCCAAAGGCAUUAGGCCCAAACAAUCAAGCAAAUCUGAAGCCGGAGCCUGCUCUAACAGCCAAAUUGCUUAGUCCAGCUCUGGCCGGCAAGACCACCAUCAUUAGCCAGCUCAAUCCACAGGCGCCUGCGCACAAAACCUAUGAAUUUGAUGUUGAACUGGAUGUUAGUCUGGAUGCAAAUGUUAUAGUCAAUGUUAGUCGCAAGAAGAAAACUGUAAGUGGUACUAAAGAUGCAACAGCCACUGCUGAAACGUCAGCCAGUAACGUUAAUGUGCGUAAAGUGGCAAGUGGAAAGUCUGUUGGCUCUGGAUCAACGCGUACUACUCGAUCAGCUGCUGUGACCAUGAGCAAGUACUUGCGUUAAUUUUCUGAUUUACUUUGUUAGCUUUGUUAAUUUGUGUUGUAAAUCAUUAAAAUAUUAAUAAA
Messenger RNA from Drosophila busckii, 1648 nucleotides. Its product is annotated as nucleosomal histone kinase 1. The record is from RefSeq and is a predicted model, not a curated record. The coding region runs from base 21 to 1586 and encodes 521 amino acids. Lineage: Eukaryota; Metazoa; Arthropoda; Insecta; Diptera; Drosophilidae. Gene Ontology annotation, cellular component: cytoplasm; nucleus. Gene Ontology annotation, molecular function: protein serine/threonine kinase activity; ATP binding. Gene Ontology annotation, biological process: peptidyl-serine phosphorylation; signal transduction. The transcript has a single exon.